Molecule: messenger RNA, 3211 nt
Organism: Sitophilus oryzae (rice weevil)
Lineage: Eukaryota; Metazoa; Arthropoda; Insecta; Coleoptera; Curculionidae
Exons: 2
Coding region: 1764-3191 (475 amino acids)
Source: RefSeq, a predicted model, not a curated record
UAAUUUUUAUUUUAAUAACUACCUAAUUGAAGUAGAAUUUAUAAUAUCGUCGCCUUAAUCGGCAAAAUGCGUAACUCCACAUUUUUCAUAAAAUGACAUUUUUGUGCCAUCUGGUAGGAAAUAUUACAACCCAUGACUUGCAGAAAUCCGUAUAUCCAAAAUUAAAUCGGUUUAUUUGCCAUUCCAUAAGUAGAAAACCUCGUAUCUCCUUUCCCGCCAAUUUCAAUCGGCAAAAUCCGUAAAUCCGUCGGUUUGUUAUACAUUUUCAUGGUGAACACAUGUAUAACAAUGUUAUGUGGUUUAUUGGCUUUGCUGCAGUGAUACUAACAUCUUAUUUUGUAUAAUUAACUCUUAUAAGGUAAGAGUAAUUUCUAUUUAUUAGGUACAGUACAUUUUUAGAGUCAAAAUUAAUAAACAGAGCGGUAAAGGCAAAAUAUUAUUUUUAAGGGAGUUACGCAGUUUUCGUGUUUUAUAUUUUUAGUAUAGUUACAUUUACUCACAUAGGACAUAAGUACUUUUCUUCACGUUUGUUAUAGAUUUAUGAACAUAUUUUAACCUGCUUUUCAAUUACAGAAAAUAUUUUGUUUAAUCAAGUAUACGCUUCCGUUAAAUGAACAGCUUAUACCAAAUAUUAAAUAUAUCUAUCGGUUUUGUAAACAGGGUCAGUCUAAACCAUCUGUUAAUUUCGAAUGAUUUUAUUGCAAAAGAACUAGAGUCUAAAACAUGCUUAAAUGGCUGAUUCUACACUCUUAGAGCGAUUUCUUCUACAUUCGUGUAGAACAUAGCUUAUAUACUCGCUUAUAUAUCAAUUUCAAACGUUUAUAGACCAUGUUCGGUUUAUUUAUUUUAGACCAUGGCAAGGCGAAUUGACAGGAUCUUUAAAGCAUUGGACGUUGUAAAAAGUAAUACACAAUGCAAUGUUAACGAAGCGCCAGUUAAAAAUAGCGUAUAUAAAAAACCAUUUAGCGACAAUCCGGAUUUCAAUGCAACCUUAAAAAAUAAUGAUAGUUAUAACUUAGAUCUAUCGAAAACCAUUGAAGAAGCCGAAAUUAUAUUUUUAAACAAUGGUGGUAAGUAAUCAUUAAACCUCUAUGUAGCUAAACAAACUUGGCAUCUAAUUGUAGAUGUACCAAUAAGCGAACUUAUGGUUGCAUCCAAUAAUGCUGAAUGUAUAUUAUCUGAGGAACAAGAAAUUCAAAUGCUGGUAAAGGACAGAAGGGAAGAAACAUUAGCUUCAGUGGACUUCAAUAUGGAAGUUGACCGGAUAUUUAAUGAAAUACCUUCCUGUUCAGCAGUACAACCUAGUAGAUCUGAGGUAACUAUCAAUAUUCACGAGACACUGAUUAAGGAAAACAUUUAUGGAGAAACGGAUAAUAACGAUCCCGAUUUUAAUCCAGCCUUAAAAAAUUAGGAUACCUCUGACUCAGAAGAUGACCCUAUUGCCGUGCCAAGUAAUUUACCGGACGACAACAUAUUGGAAGAUGAAAACCCAAGACGAAAACGAUCAACAAAAUACGAAGUAAACAGAAACGAAUGGUAUGAAAAUAGAAACCGAAUAAAUAGAGAAAAAGGAAAAUCCUAUUUAGGGAAAAAAAAGGAAGUGGAGGUAUGAUACUGUACAGGAACCAAGAUUACUAAAAGAGGCCUGUAACUGUAAACUAAGUGCAAAUCCAAAAUGUAUUUUGAAAUGUAGACAGAUAGCGGAAAAUGAGAGAGAAAUUAUUUUUACGCAGUUCUGGAAAUAUACUUGGGCAGAAAAGAAGAUGUUCGUAAAAAACCAUGUGUCCGUAGAAACCACUAGUAGAAAGAGAGGAUAUAGAGAAGUUUCUAGAAGAUCAUAUUCGCAUAAUUUUUUUUUGGGCAAGGCCAGACUAAGGAUGUGUAAAGUAAUGUUUCUUAACACAUUAGGGGUGAACGAGUGGGUUAUAAAAAAGUGGACAAAAAAUAGCGACCAAGUCCAUUUUAACCAGACUGAAAUACCUGAUAAAAUUAAUAUUUCUGUUCGUUUGCUGCAUGAGUUUUUUGAAACUCUACCAAAGUUAGAGUCGCAUUACUGUAGGGCUUCUACCGCUAAGCUCUAUUUAGAACCUAUUUGGAAUUCUAAAGCCCAUUUAUAUAAGGUUUAUAAAAACGACUACUGCAAAACACGUAAUGAAAAAUCUGUAUCAAUUGCCACUUUCAUAAGGAAUUUGACAAAAAAAGGUUGUCGCUUUAUAAACCAAAAAGAUCUAUGCGACUGUUGUGUCGCUUAUCAAACAGGCAAUUUAACAGAAGAAAAGUACAAUGAACACAUAACAUUGAAAAAUGAAGCAAGAAACGAAAAGAGUGCAGAUAAAGAGUCUCAAGAUGAAGUCUUAGCAAUGGAUCUCCAAUCGGUUUUGCUCUCUCCAAAAUCUAAUGUUUCUUCGCUUUAUUACAAGACCAAAUUAAUCGUUCAUAAUUUCACAAUAUUUGACGUCAAGCGCAAACAAGGUUAUUGCUACCUGUGGAAUGAGUCUGAAGGCGGAUUAACAAGUAACGAAUUUUCAAGCAUCAUAAUUCAUUUUCUGAAGGGACAUCUAGAACAAUAUCAAUUAGAAAAUCAAAAUGAAAUUAAAAUUAUAUUAUGGAGUGACGGGUGUGGAUACCAGAACAGAAACACAACUUUAUCAAAUGGUCUGUUUAAUUUUGCACUGGAAAAGAAUGUAACUGUGGUACAAAAAUAUUUACAUAAGGGCCAUACACAAAUGGAAGUGGACAGCGUUCACUCUGUUAUCGAAAGAAAGAUCCGAAACAAGAAAAUCAAUAUUCCCGCAGAUUACGUAUUUAUUUGCAAAACAGCAUGUCAAAAAACUCCUUACAAAGUUGAGUACCUUAUGCACGACUUCUUUAAAAAAUAUGAUGAACUAAAAUAUUUCAAAUCUAUUCGACCAGGAAAAAUCGCUGGAACACCAUUAGUAAACGAUAUAAAAGCCUUGAAGUACUCAAAUGAUGGAGUUUUGUUUAAACUUCGUCAUUCAGAAAAAGAUUGGCAAGCUCUUCCAACAAGGUUGAACAUAAAAUCUAUUAAGGCAACUAAUAUAGAUAACUUACCGAUACUACACAAAAAUAGGCUAAAAAUUAAAGCAGAAAAAUAUGGACACCUCCAACAGCUUAAGUUAAGCAUGGAAAGCGAUUAUCACGAUUUCUAUAAUAAUCUACCUCAUGAUUAAUCUUUUUUAAAUUAAGUUCU